Molecule: messenger RNA, 3255 nt
Organism: Egretta garzetta (little egret)
Lineage: Eukaryota; Metazoa; Chordata; Aves; Pelecaniformes; Ardeidae
Gene: TRPC1
Product: transient receptor potential cation channel subfamily C member 1
Exons: 12
Coding region: 8-2206 (732 amino acids)
Biological process (GO): regulation of cytosolic calcium ion concentration; manganese ion transport; calcium ion transmembrane transport
Cellular component (GO): membrane; cation channel complex
Molecular function (GO): inositol 1,4,5 trisphosphate binding; store-operated calcium channel activity
Source: RefSeq, a predicted model, not a curated record
CUAUUACAUGGUUAAGAAACUCUUAGAGGAAAACAGCUCAGGUGAAAUGAACAUAAAUUGUGUGGAUGUGCUUGGACGAAAUGCUGUUACCAUAACCAUCGAAAAUGAAAACUUGGACAUACUACAGCUUCUUUUGGAUUAUGGCUGCCAGUCAUCCGAUGCACUUUUGGUGGCUAUUGACUCGGAAGUGGUGGGAGCUGUUGACAUUCUACUUAAUCACCGACCAAAAAGAUCCUCCAGACCAACUAUUGUAAAACUAAUGGAACGCAUUCAGAACCCAGAGUACUCAACAACCAUGGAUGUGGCACCUGUCAUUUUAGCUGCUCAUCGUAACAACUAUGAAAUUCUCACCAUGCUGUUGAAGCAAGAUAUAUCAUUACCCAAACCUCAUGCUGUAGGCUGUGAAUGCACACUGUGUACUGCAAAGAACAAAAAAGAUAGUCUGCGACAUUCCAGGUUUCGUCUUGACAUUUAUCGGUGUUUGGCCAGUCCUGCUUUAAUAAUGUUGACAGAGGAGGAUCCAAUCCUGCGAGCUUUUGAACUUAGUGCAGACUUGAAAGAAUUAAGCCUUGUUGAGGUUGAAUUCAGAAAUGAUUAUGAGGAGCUAGCUCAACAGUGCAAAACCUUUGCUAAAGAUUUGCUUGCACAAGCACGGAAUUCACGAGAGCUGGAAGUUAUUCUGAAUCACACAUCUAGUGAUGAACAUGUGGACAAGCGAGGGUUGUUGGAAGAGAGGAUGAACUUAAGCCGCUUAAAACUUGCAAUCAAGUAUAAUCAAAAAGAGUUUGUUGCUCAGUCUAACUGCCAGCAGUUUUUAAACACUGUAUGGUUUGGACAGAUGGCAGGCUAUCGACGCAAGCACACAUGCAAGAAAAUUUUGACUGUUUUGAUGGUUGGCAUUUUCUGGCCAGUUCUGUCCCUGUGUUACUUGUUAGCCCCUAAAUCUCGAGUAGGUCGAAUAAUCCACACUCCUUUUAUGAAGUUUAUUAUUCAUGGAGCUUCAUAUUUCACAUUUCUAUUACUACUUAAUUUGUACUCUCUUGUCUACAAUGAGAAUAAGAAGAAUACAAUGGGACCAGCCCUUGAGAGAAUAGACUAUCUUCUGAUAAUAUGGCUAAUUGGAAUGGUGUGGUCAGAUGUUAAAAGACUCUGGUAUGAUGGUUUAGAAGACUUUUUAGAAGAAUCCCGUAAUCAGCUUAGUUUUGUCAUGAAUUCCUUGUAUUUGGCCACUUUUGCCCUCAAAGUUGUUGCCCAUAAUAAGUUUCAUGAUUACGCUGAAAGGAAGGACUGGGAUGCAUUCCAUCCUACCUUAGUGGCAGAAGGUCUUUUUGCUUUUGCUAAUGUCCUUAGUUAUCUGCGUCUCUUCUUCAUGUACACAACCAGCUCUAUUCUGGGACCACUCCAGAUUUCAAUGGGUCAGAUGCUACAAGAUUUUGGAAAAUUUUUGGGCAUGUUUCUUCUUGUCUUGUUCUCGUUCACAAUUGGAUUGACACAACUUUAUGACAAAGGAUUUACUGUAAAUGAAGAAAAAGACUGCGCGGGGAUUUUCUGUGAACAACAGAGCAAUGACACAUUCCAUUCGUUUAUUGGCACAUGUUUUGCUCUAUUCUGGUAUAUAUUCUCCCUGGCACAUGUAGCAAUUUUUGUCACACGUUUUAGCUAUGGUGAAGAAUUACAGUCUUUUGUGGGUGCUGUUAUUGUUGGUACCUACAAUGUGGUGGUUGUGAUAGUAUUAACUAAACUCCUUGUGGCAAUGCUUCAUAAAAGUUUUCAGCUGAUAGCAAAUCAUGAAGAUAAGGAAUGGAAGUUUGCUCGUGCCAAGCUUUGGCUUAGCUACUUUGAUGACAAAUGCACGCUACCUCCGCCUUUCAAUGUUAUUCCCUCUCCCAAGACUAUCUGUUAUCUUUUCAACAGUCUCAGUAAAUGGAUCUGCUCUCAUACAUCAAGCGGCAAAGUGAAGCGUCAGAACAGCCUAAAGGAAUGGAGAAAUCUGAAGCAAAAGAGAGAUGAGAAUUAUCAAAAGGUGAUGUGUUGCUUAGUCCACCGUUACUUGACCUCCAUGAGACAGAAGAUGCAAAGCACAGAUCAGGCAACUGUGGAAAACCUGAAUGAACUGCGGCAAGACUUGUCAAAAUUCCGAAAUGAAAUGAGAGACCUGCUUGGGUUUCGAACUUCUAAAUAUGCUAUGUUUUACCCAAGGAACUAAGGCCUAACAUUUAAAUGAAAAGUGCAUACUUUUAGAUACCUACAGGUGAAACCCUUGACCUAAUUCUGUGGCCAGACCAAAUAGAAAAGAUUAUUGCACAAUAAUACAAUUGAAAAUGUGUUUGCAUGAGUUGCAGCUAGAUGCAGAAGUGGUGGAACUAAAUGCAAAAACAGAUAUAGUAAUUUUCUUAAGCUCUUAAUCAUAGUGUGUAUAUAAAUUUGUAUAUAGGAAUUUUUUUAAUGUUCCUCAGACUGUGGCUGUCAGGUGUCAGAGCUUCAUAACUAGCACAAUGUGUUUGUUUCUAUUUUUGCUGUUUGUUCCUUUUUGAUACUUGUUUUUCAAGUUGUGGGAGAAGAUAGGCUUUUUAAGACAAAAAUCCAGCCUAUGUUUAUUUUUAAUAGAAAAGUCAGAUAUAGAAUAAUAGAAAAUUUCCAGCACAGUUGGAAAUAAUGUUUGACUGUAGGUUACAGUGCAUGUGAAGACUGUAUGGCUCUGAAAGAUGCAGUUCUAGUGCCAAGUUUUGUACGUUACUAACAUUUAUAGAAUACAUAAAUUCAAAUCGUCAAGACUGUUCCCCUUCGUGGGAACAUGGAAAUUUUGAACUCAAAGUAGACCAACUAUUUCUUGAAUGGUUUUGGUUAUAUGUAAGACAAUCAAUUCCUGCUUGGAUUUUUCAGCGAUGCCUCAAAAGUACAUUUUACUGUACAUGUUAAGAUUGGGAACAGAAUUUUAAAACUAACCUGUGAACUUCUAAUGUUUAAUAUCUUGGUGUUUUAAAAUCUGGAUGAGAAAUUAUUUGAAUUAUUAAAACUUGUAAUUUAACAAAAAUGAGGUGGAGCACAUGAGUGCUAUUGUUUGCAAUGCUGAACAAUUCCUGUGGAACACUGUACACUUCUUUCUGUGAGAACGUACAUUGAAUCUGGUCAUUGGACAGAUGUAGUUUAGAAGGGCCUGCUUUAGACAGGUUUUGCAUAUCCUACUUUUAAACUUGUCUUUUUUCCUUUUUUUUUUUUGUUUUUUUUGUUUUUUUUUUUUUAACCACAGUUGUU